This is a messenger RNA of Galeopterus variegatus (Sunda flying lemur), 1028 nucleotides long. RefSeq names its product phosphomevalonate kinase. Gene Ontology annotation, biological process: isopentenyl diphosphate biosynthetic process, mevalonate pathway; cholesterol biosynthetic process. Gene Ontology annotation, cellular component: cytoplasm. The transcript has 5 exons. NCBI's taxonomy places the organism in Eukaryota, Metazoa, Chordata, Mammalia, Dermoptera, Cynocephalidae. Gene Ontology annotation, molecular function: phosphomevalonate kinase activity. Bases 50 to 628 code for a protein of 192 amino acids. The record is from RefSeq and is a predicted model, not a curated record.
GGGGUGGGGAGAAGUGUCAGCUUUAGGAAUCGCAAACCCUGGCGGCCCCAUGGCUCCCCUGCGAAGCUCCCCGCGGCUGGUGCUGCUGUUCAGCGGGAAGAGGAAAUCUGGGAAGGACUUUGUGACCGAGGCGCUGCAGACCAGACUUGGAGCUGAUGUCUGUGCUGUCCUCCGGCUCUCUGGUCCACUCAAGAAGCAGUACGCUCAGGAGCACGGCUUGAACUUCCAGAGACUCUUGGAUGCCAGCACCUACAAGGAGGCCUAUCGGAGGGACAUGAUCUGCUGGGGGGAGGAGAAGCGCCAGGCCGACCCAGGCUUCUUCUGCAGGAAGAUUGUGGAGGGCGUGUCCCAGCCCAUCUGGCUGGUAAGUGACACACGGAGGGUAUCUGACAUCCAGUGGUUUCAGGAGACCUACGGGGCCUCGACACAGACGGUCCGCGUGGUAGCUUUGGAGCAGACCCGACAGCAGCGUGGCUGGGUGUUCACACCAGGGGUGGAUGAUGGUGAGUCAGAGUGUGGCCUGGACAACUUUGGAAGCUUUGACUGGGUCAUCGAGAACCACGGAGAUGAGCAGCACCUGGAGGAGCAGUUGGAGAACCUGAUAGAAUUUAUCCACUCCAGACUUUAGUCGUCAGGUUGAGGAGUGAGCCGGAGGCUGUCUGGGUCAGGGUAGGGCUGACUCUGCAGAAUGUGCGGUUCCUGAUCCUGGCCAAGGUGGGGGAGCAGACAGGGAGCCUGGAUCCAGAUUUCUGAGGGGGCUGGUUGAUGUUGGGCAAGUCGGGAAGCCUCUGGGGACCUCAUUUUCUCCAUGCAGAGGACACCCCUACCUUUUCAGGAGGAGAAAGGCAGGGCAAAGGAGGGUGAAUUGGCUGUGCUUGCAGCAGAAACAUCACUCUCCCAUGGGUGCCAGGCCUGUCGCCUGUGGUGGCCUUGCUUUCCUGUCUGGAUGCUCUCAUCUCCUUGUCCUGGGCAAGAACCUGGCUCCCCAGUGUGGAUACUAAUAAACCUCCUUGGAGCACACACUCAAA